CCAGAGCGUAGCCAUCCGGAUGGUAGAUCUCAACUUUGCGAAGACAUCGAAGGUGUAUGGCUAAGCUGGUUUGAGUGAGUGUUGACCUAGAAGGAACAUGAUCGGCAUUCGCUUGGGGGCCGCGCAUCCUACACGCGGCGCCAUCGUUACAAGAUGGCACUGCACUUCCGCACUCGGGUUCUCAUUCUGAUUCUCAUUCUCAUUCUCAAGUGCACUACGCACUUUCACUCCCACCCUCUCCGCCCUCGUUUAGCAGCGACCUCAAACACGAGGGAGCAGCGACUGCGUCGGCACGAGUCUACGAAUCGCUUCUCCGUAUUUUCAUUCAGAUUCACACUUCGCUUCUCUUUCGUUUCUCUUUCGCUUCGCUCAUGCACCUACUUAUUAUUUCAGUCCCUUACUCCCCCGAUGCUCACAGCCAGUCUGCUGAUCCCUAUGCUAUAUUCUCACGAACUCUUCUAUUUUUGCCGCAUGGGUGAUCUCAUAAAGUAGAUAGCAUUCUGGCUUGUGGGCUAGUCGGGAGUACUGGCGACCGCAGGCAAAGCCAAUUCCCCUCACACUAGUGCUCCUUCAUUACUAGACUUGAGCGCCCGGCAGCGCUCCUCCCGCUAGAGUCCUCCACUCUCUACACGCGCUCCCUCUGUCCUGGCGUGCUUCCGCUUCCCCGGCUCCUUCUCCGCCCGGCAACCGUCUGGGGGAGUUGGUCGGCGGGACAGGAGUCGGCGCUGACAUUGAAAAGAAAUGGCUCGACCUCGAAACCAUUUGCCCGCAAGUUUACUUUUCUUCUGUUAAGUUUGGCCUGCUUUGAGCGAAAGUUGAAACUUUCGAACUUGAAACUUUUUUAAUUCAUUGUCUCUGGAUCAAAUUAAAAGUAUUGGACUUGGAAGUUUUUAAGAUUUAUUAUCUUCCUUCGAUAAAAUCAAAAAUUUAGGAUGCAAAGUUUCAAACUCAAAACUUAGAAAACAUCGACGCUGCAGAUUGGUGCGAUUGGAGGCAAAACGUGCGCCGUCGGUGACAUUCAUCGGGGGCAUGAUGAUCUUUUGCGGCGUAUUUGCAACGAAAUUUUUUUGAAGUUUCUGCUCGUUGAUAAAGUCGAAAAUUGUGAGUGUUAAGUAUAUUUAUAAAUUUCAAAAGUUGCAAACUUGGAGUCGCAGAAUCCGUAUAUUUUUGUUUAUCGCCUAGAAUUACGCUUAAAGCUUCUAGCUGCUUAAAUGUUUACCAUGCCAUCCAUGGGCCAUGAUGGCUCGUGCGUUCAUGGGCUCAUGAGUUAGCUCGUGAGCCCAUAAGUGCAGAAGUUCUUAAGUUCGUAAGUUCAUGGGUUCACGUGUUUGUUGUUGCAGUGUUUUUGGUUCAAGUGUUUUCGGUGCAAGUGCUUUUGUUUCGGGUGUUUUUGGGUCAAGUGUUUUCGCUUCAAGUGUUUCUGGUUCCAGUGUUCUUGGUUCGAGUGUGGUUGGUUCGGAAGGUGGAAGGGAUAGGGACGCUGUUGAUCUUUGUUUAGCUCUUUAAUAUUCUCUCGGUCAAGUUAAAUGAUGAGAAAAAGCGUCUGUCUUUGAUCACGGAAUUGAGAAAUUUUCAGAAUCAUACAUAGGUAUGCUGGGAAAAUUGAGCGAAAUCCACAGUGUGAAGAAGAAGGUUUGGCUGGUUUUGGCGGGUGCUUCAGGCAAGCGCAUAUUUAAUGUUCUCAGGUUUUUGAUAAAGGGACUGUCAACGAGGAAAUGCUCUCAAUAAUGAAUAUUCAACGACCACCGACAUGAUGGAUUGCUUUUGAUUCUCGAGUGCUUUUCUAAGUUAGACGGGAUGCGACAGAAGCAUGACGGGUGUCGCUACGAAAGCUUCAGCGUGGGACCAAGCUCUGGAUCAAAAGACAAGGGAGGCGCGUCCCUGGUCGACAGAGAAAGUAGCUCUUUUUGUAUCCCUUGCUGAAAGCGAUCGGUCAGAAAGACAGAAACGGGAGAAGCUCAAAAAACAAUACGACGAAAUGCUGGCAGAGCAGGCCAGAAAUUUGGCGCAGGAGCAAGAAGACAAAG
Molecule: messenger RNA, 2027 nt
Organism: Amoebophrya sp. A25
Lineage: Eukaryota; Dinophyceae; Syndiniales; Amoebophryaceae
Source: the annotation of a GenBank genome assembly